Molecule: messenger RNA, 918 nt
Organism: Lycium ferocissimum
Lineage: Eukaryota; Viridiplantae; Streptophyta; Magnoliopsida; Solanales; Solanaceae
Product: transcription initiation factor TFIID subunit 12b-like
Exons: 2
Coding region: 1-903 (300 amino acids)
Source: RefSeq, a predicted model, not a curated record
AUGGCUGAAAUAGCAUCUUCUUCCUCCCCCAAAUCUAUAAUAGAAUUACCCGUAACAGCAUCAACAACUAAUCCCGUAAUCACCACCAUGACUUCUCCUCCUCCUAAUAACAACAACAACAAUACAAUUGACAUUCCUCAAAUCCAAUCUCAGUCUCAACAACAACAACAACAAAUGCAACAACAAUUGACGCAAUCUCAACAACAGCAGCAACAGAAUAAUUCUAGUACUAGUAACAACAACUUAAUGUCGAUGCAGAGAUCACCUUCAAUGUCCAGGUUGACUCAAUUGCAAAUGCAACAACAACAAUUAGGUUUGAUGAGACAACAAUCAGGGGGAGGGCUUUAUGGUCAAAUGAAUUUUGGAGCAGCAGGAGGUACUUCACUCCAGCAACAACAACAACAAUUGCAACAACAGCAGAAUCAACAAUUAAGUGGACAGAAUCAACAACAACAGCAGCAAAUAGGUGGUGGCCAGAUGAGUAGUGGAAAUUUAAAUAGGGCUGCUUUAUUGGGACAGACUGGUCAUUUGCCUAUGUUAUCUGGACAAGCUGCUGCUGUUGCUCAGUACAAUUUGCAAUCUCAAUUUCACAAUUCGCCACGGCAGAAGGCAGGUCUAAUGCAGGGGAAUCAGUUUCAUACAGGGAAUUCCCAUGGCCAGUCCUUACAGGGCAUACGAGCAAUGGGAAUGAUGGGAUCUCUCAACAUGAGCACUCAGUUAAGGGCAAACGGGGCCCUGGCAUAUGCACAGCAACAAAGGAUGAAUCAAGAUCAGUUGAGGCAGCAGUUGUCCCAGCAAAAUCCUCUCACGUCUACUCAGGUGCCAAUCUUGAAACAUGCUAGUAAUAUAUGCUUGUUGUUAAAAACUAACCGUCUCAUUUAUUCUGCUGAAUUUUCCACUUGACACCGUGGUAAAAGG